CGGUGCUUCGCUAAAAUGAACACAGACUGCACCAAGCCUUCUGUUGCUCCAAAGCCAAGAUGUGUUUGUCACACCAGCUUAAAGCUGCCAUCCCCUCUCAUGUCCGCAGCCAGGGGUCCCAAACCUUUUAUAGCCCCAAAACCUAAAGUCACACCAGAGCUUAAUGGUAACCAAGGAGGAUGCUUCAAUGGCGGCUUACUAAAUUCAGACGGCGAGGUUGAUGAUGAGCACGAGACAGCGAACAGUCUCAACAAAGUUGUUGCAGACGGGUUACCAGCAGAGAAACAAUUUAACGUCUACAUCCUCAAACCACCACAACAUAAUGUUCAUGGGUCGGAGGACGGAGAGGCGACAGAGGAGGAAAAGGAAGAGGAAGACAUUACACAUAAGGUGGACGAGGACUGGAAGUUAACUGAUAGUGCUUUAUCAGAGGAGGUGGACUCCCUGGAAACACUUUGGGUCAGUGAUGCUGGGCUCACAGCUGAGUCUGAGGACGCAGUGGAGAUGGUUGACACAGACGUGACGGAGGACAUAGAAGCCGAAGGUUGUGACGCAGGCGAGGCGCUGGCCGACACAGAUGGCCUCUCAGUGGGAGACAUCUCUGUUAAUAGCAUUGAUGAGGAGGCAUGCUAUUCUGCUGAAAAUGGAGACAUGAGGGAGAGGCAGGAGAAUCUCCAGAUCAAUGAGGAUGAAACAGGUGACUGUACAGCAGAUGAUUUAACUGAGUCCCUCACAGAUGAACCUUAUCUCAUCAGCAAUGGAAACAUGAAGGACACUGAUACACAAGAUGGAGAGGAGAAAGAAGAAGAACCUUCUCCUGGUAGUGGUAUCACUUGUAACAUCCUAACAUUUCAAUGUGGCCAUAAAGUGAAGGAAAAGGGCGAAAACCAACAGAAUGUUAGUUUUUAUGACUUUAAACACGAAGACCAGAGACAUGCCGCUGUAGAGGACGGUCCUCCUCAUGAGCCUUACUACAUCUCAUCACAGGACAUUAUUAACAGAGAGAUGAUAUCAAGGAAUAACAAAACUCAUGGACUACCACAGAGUCCACUUUCAUCUGUAAACAACAGUGGAGUAUCAGCUGGGAAAUAUCAGAAAACAGCAGAGAAUGGACAAACAGAGUGUGUGUCCUCUGAGGAUUACGUGGAGGUUGGUAACCCUCUUGAGUACAGCAGCUACAACAGGGAUGAAAAUAAGGCGAGAGCUUAUCUGAAAAUAACUGAAGAACUCAAAGCUCAGACAGCGGAGGCCUUAUUUGAUCAUGUGGACUGCCAGCCGAGGUUCAGGCUUGUAUCCAUCUCAGUGCCGACCGACACGGAUACCUCGCUGACAUCUUCUCUCUCGGAAAGCCAGCUGCUUUCUCCAAGUGACUCAGAUGUCUUUGAGGAAGACCUAGAGGGUCACAUAGUGCCUUUCCUGGAGCGCACCACUGAUACAGAACCGGACAUCAGUGAUGAGCAUGUCUAUGAGGAACCAGGGCACAGUUUAGAGGGGGAAAAGGUUUUUCCUUCUCAUAAGAGGACAGCAGAGAUGCUCUCCUGCUCACUGUCACAUCGCAUUAAUAAUCAUGUGGCUGAGUUAGGAGUGCAGUUUGUUCAGAGGCCCUACAUGAGUGGAAUUGGACAACCUGCACUGAGCAGCAGCCCAAUGAUCAGCUCAACGCGGCACAAGCGCUACAGCAAACCUCAAUAUUUGUCCCUGUACCCACGCUCCAUCUCUAUGGAGGGACAGGACAUGCCUCUAGGUGUCUACUACAGGGAAGGAUCCCCAAGACAAGGAGGUGCCAUUUGUUCAUCAGGAAGCUUCUCACGGUGCUCACCGCUAUCAUCCAGUGGCCUGUCCACUCCGACAUCUGUCGUGGAUAUUCCUCCUCCGUUUGAGCUGGCCUACAUCACCAAGAGGCCCAUCACAAAGAGUUCCCCUUCACUUUUCAUCGAAGGAGACUCGUCGGAGAAAAACAGGAAAAAGAAAUCCUCCAUUAAGCGUUUCCUGAUGCUUAAAUUUAGGCGGAAAACAGAUAGCAAGCCGGUGGAUGCAAACCCGUCCUUGUUUAAGUCCUCAACAGAAUCCUACCACCACACGCCCAGCAGACUGCUGGAUCUAGAGAGACGCAGCUUCAGUAGCUCUCCACAGCUCAUAUCACGCUCUGCUAGUAAACCUCAUGUUUCUUCAGAGCCGGCCUCCACCUUCUUGCUCUACAAGGAAAGAAAAGGGAACUCUGUGGCCUUUCUCAAUCGCAGUGUUGUCCGGGUCGAGUCCUUUGAAGAACGGUCCUGUGUGCCUUUCACACCUCUUCCCCUGACCAAGCCUCGCUCCAUCUCCUUCCCCAACGCAGAUACCUCAGACUAUGAGAAUGUUCCCGCCAUCAGCUCGGACUACGAGAACCUUCAGGUCCCACAGCGGAGGCCCGUCUGCCAGGCGCCGUUCACAGGCUUCUUUGACCGUACCAGUCGGGUGAUGUCCUCUGCCAAUGACACUGACGGUUAUGUGGACAUGAGCAGCCUCCCUGGUUUCAAGAAUACAACGCAAUCACCUGAACAGGAAACGGAAAGUGCCUAUACAGAAGCCUACAAUGUGUGCUCGGUGGCUGUCUCAGUGGAUGACGUCAGGGGAGAGACAGCGGGUGAAGAAGACCAAGGACGCACCUCUGAGGAGGAAGAGGGAGGUUUAGACAGCAUUUAUGAUAGACAGCCUGACGGACGAUCCAGAGCCUUUUACAUCGCGAAGGAGCUAGUGGAUACAGAGAGAUUACACGUGAAAGCCCUCAAGCUCCUCCAGGAAGACUUUCGGGAAGCAGUGGGGGCAGCGGUCGGCGACGAGGGGGAUCCUGUGUUGGAUGAAGAGAGGCUUCGAGAGAUUCUCAACGAGCUGCCUGAUGUUUACACCCUACACCGCCGAAUCCUCAGCGAGCUGGAGAACCGGAUCCGACACUGGGAGGAAAGCCAGAGGAUCGCAGACAUCUACCUGUCCAGAAAAGCAGAGUUCUUGGUUUUCACCACUUAUAUCGGCCACUACGAUCGCAGUAUGAGCCUGCUGGAGGACAGCUGCCGAGCCUCCCCUGCCUUUGCAGCCAUUGUUCACCAGUUUGAGCAGCAGAGUCCAGCUGGGGUAAAGGUGUCUCUGAAACAUCAGCUGUUGCAGGUCAUUGUGCGUGUGGCUCAGUACCGCAUGCUCCUCACUGAUUACCUGAACAACCUCUCCCCUGAUUCCAAGGAGUAUAAAGACACCCAAGCUGCUUUAGCUGUCGUUUCUGACAUUGCAGAUCAAGCAAAUGACAGCUUGAAACAUGGGGAGAACUUAUUGCGCCUGGUCAACAUAGAGUACAGUGUUCGUGGCCUGCAGGAUCUGCUGCAGCCGGGCAGGGUCUUUGUGAAGGAGGGCACCCUGAUGAAGGUCAGCAGGAAGAGUCGACAGCCCCGCCAUCUGUUUUUGAUGAAUGAUGUGUUGCUGUACACCUACCCUCAGCAGGACGGGAAAUACAGACUGAAGAAUACUCUGCUACUCACUGGUUUGAAGGUCAGUAAACCCUUCGUGGAAAAUGUCCAAAAUGCACUGAGGAUUGAAGGAAUGGACAUCUCCAUCACUUUGUCUGCCAGGGGUGGUUCCUUUAUUGAAAGAGAGGACUGGUUUUAUACUCUGAGUCGCACUGUGACUGAACAUACCAGGGGAUCUAGCAUCAACAGCUGCUCAGGAGAGGCCAGAGAUCAUCUGCGGCUGACUCUCGGAGAGAAAGCCCCCACGCUUGUUCCAGUCUCAGAAGUGAUGAUGUGCAUGAACUGCACCUCAGAUUUCAGCCUCACUCUCCGUAGACACCAUUGCCACGGCUGCGGAAGAAUUGUUUGUUGGAGCUGCUCAAGGAACCGAUCAAUGAAAUACAUGAAAGAUCGCAGCAAAGUGUGUGAUCAUUGUUACAAUGAGCUAAAGAAGAGAGGGGGAGACGUGUCUGCUUUGUCAGGUAAGAGUAGCCCUCGUCCAAACCGCUCCAGUCGUCCUCUUUCUGCCGUGUUCCAAAACAUUCAUCCUCCAAACAUCUGGAGACAUCGGAAAGGCACUGCUUCCUUCACCCAGGUGACAGUGUCAGAGGAAGGCUCCAUUAGUGGCACUCUACAGCGCAGCAAGACGAGCAAGAGGAACUGGAAGAGGCUGUGGUUCCUCCUUAGAGACAAGGUGCUUUACACCUACCGAGCCCAAGAGGAGAAAGUAGCAUCUGAGAGUUUACCUCUGCUGGGUUUCACAGUGAAGCUACCUGACAAGCGAGAGGAGGAGGAGGCCAACGUCUUCCAGCUUUACCACAAAAACACUUUGUAUUACUCCUUCAGAGCUGAGGACAACUACACAGCCCAGAGGUGGGUAAAUGCCAUGGAGGAAGCCACCGUUUUAUAGGAUUAGUUUACUCUGGGUGGAUCACCGAAAUAGAAAUCGUCUGCCUUUCUUCUGCUACAGGACUGUGAAACCAAAAGGGGGAAAUUAUGAAUAAAAGAGAAAACAAUAUAUUUGAUUAAGUCUGGAAGUUGUAACUUGUCUGGCUGGACUGAAUAAGAGAAGACGUCUUGUUCUUUGA
Molecule: messenger RNA, 4561 nt
Organism: Cyclopterus lumpus (lumpfish)
Lineage: Eukaryota; Metazoa; Chordata; Actinopteri; Perciformes; Cyclopteridae
Product: FYVE, RhoGEF and PH domain-containing protein 5-like
Cellular component (GO): cytoplasm
Molecular function (GO): guanyl-nucleotide exchange factor activity; metal ion binding
Source: RefSeq, a predicted model, not a curated record